Molecule: messenger RNA, 1815 nt
Organism: Penaeus monodon (black tiger shrimp)
Lineage: Eukaryota; Metazoa; Arthropoda; Malacostraca; Decapoda; Penaeidae
Product: ankyrin-1-like
Exons: 17
Molecular function (GO): protein binding
Source: RefSeq, a predicted model, not a curated record
CCUCCGUUGGGAUACCACGAGUUAGGAAUGGCUUCCCCAGACACCCAGCUAACUAAACUCCUGGACCUGGUCAGGGCGGGCGACGCCGAGGCAUUGCGCGCGGGUUUCGCCUCCCUCGGCCCGCGCGCCACCAAGGACUUCUUCGCUGAGAAGCCGCUGCAUAUUGCUGCCGAAGAAGGCCACGAGGAAAUAAUCAAGAUGCUAGUCUCUUUAGGAGCCAAUAUUAACGACAAAAAUGAUGAAGGGUGUACUCCGCUACACUUGGCUGCUGAACAAGGCCACGGAACAGCGGCAGAGGAGCUUCUCACUGAGAGUGCUGAUGUGAAUGCGGCGGACAAUUCGGGCUACACUCCGCUACACUUGGCUGCCCAAGAAGGUCAAGAUUCAGUGGUAGAGAAACUCAUCGCUAGGGGCGCUGAUACGAACGCUAAGGACGAUGCGGGCUACACUCCGCUACACUUGGCUGCCCAAGAAGGUCAAGAUUCAGUGGUAGAGAAACUCAUCGCUAGGGGCGCUGAUACGAACGCUAAGGACGAUGCGGGGUUUACUCCGCUACACUUGGCUGCUCAAGAAGGGGAGGAGGCGGCGGCAGAGAUGCUCAUCGACAAAGGCGCUGAUGUGAACGCGAAGGAAAUCGAAGGCUACACUCCGCUACACUUGGCUGCCCAAGAAGGUCAAGAUUCAGUGGUAGAGAAACUCAUCGCUAGGGGCGCUGAUACGAACGCUAAGGACGAUGCGGGGUUUACUCCGCUACACUUGGCUGCUCAAGAAGGGGAGGAGGCGGCGGCAGAGAUGCUCAUCGACAAAGGCGCUGACGUAAACGCGAGGGAGAACGAAGAGUACACCCCGUUACACUUGGCUGCUCAGGAAGGCCACACGGCGAUGGCAGAGGCGCUCAUUGCUAAGGGCGCUGAUUUGAACGCGAAGAACAACGCUGGGCUUACACCGUUACACUUGGCGGCUCAGGAAGGGCACAAGGCCACGACAGAGAAGCUCAUCGACAAGGGCGCAGACGUGAACGCGAAGGAAGCCAGCGGGUACACCCCGUUACACUUGGCUGCUCAAGCAAGUCAGGCAGUGACGGCACAGGCGCUCAUCGCCAAAGGCGCUGAUUUGAACGCGAAGGACGUUGCGGGGCAUGCUCCGCUACACUUGGCUGCUGAAGAAGGCCAUGAAGCGGUGGCAGAGGUGCUCCUUGCCAGUGGCGCUUAUGCCAACACGAAAGACGACAUGGGGUGGACGCCGCUACACUGGGCUGCCCAGAAUGGCCGGGGGGCAGCGGCCGAGACCCUCCUAGCGAAGGGAGCCAAGAGGAACGCCACAACGCUCGACGGUCAGACAGCAAUGCACAUUGCAGCUUCCGAAGGCCAUCUCCAUGUACUUUUUACGCUGGUGAAACUUGGCGUCGCUACGAACGUGAGGAGCAGCCGAGGAAAGACCCCCAAGGAAAUGCUAAAAGAAACUUCCCCAACUGCAGAUUACGACAUGGAAAUCUUCAAAGGCAUCUCACUGAUAGAGAUAAUGGAGAAAUACCUCGCAGCCGAAAGGGGGAAGGUCAGCCUGCAGAGAGACAACAGCACGCUUCAGAGUGAACACAAACAUGAGCUGAAGAGCAUUAAGGAAGAUCAGAGACAAAAAGCCGCUGACUCUCGGGAAAUGAAGAAGGAAAUCGCUGCUUUAAAGGAGAAGAUCAAGGCGAUGGAGGUGAGACAAAGAAGAGAGAGAGAGAGAGAGAGAGAGAGAGAGAGAGAGAGAGAGAGAGAGAGAGAGGAGGAGAGAGAGAGAGAGGAGAGAGAGAGAGGAGAGGAGAGAGAG